AGGGCAGUGCGUUUGCUUAGAGACGCAUGGUCUCUCUCUGGCCUUAUAGUUAUGCCGAAUCACCCCUUGCUAAGUAUCAGGGUUUUCAGGUUUUCAGGUCGGGCGAGAAUGAACAUGUCCAGAGUAGGGACCGUAGAAAUGGUCUGAUACGCUCUACGGAUUACAUAGUACUCCUCCUUCCCUUUCUGUCCCACCCCGCUAUGCCCACCUUGCUACAUAGUUACGCAGUUCUAGUGUAUGCGCAAAAGCCCCACUAUUGCACGUAUCGAUAACCCGUAUCGCUUAUCGCCCGCCAUCUUGUCGCCCAAAAAUUUCUGGAGCUUUGCAGAGAGGCCUGGUUGCAGCGACCAUUCGAGGCACACCAGAAAGGGGCCUUCAACAAUGGAAGCGCAAACGCACAAGCCGCAUCGGGCUUCCAAGAAGUCCAAGGAGAAGAAGGCAAAACACCAAGCGGGUCAAAACCCCAAGGCGUUUGCCGUCUCCAACCCCGGCAAGCUCGCGAGACAAGCCGCUCGCUCCCACGAUAUUAAAGAGAAGCGGCUUCACGUCCCCCUCGUCGACCGCCUUCCCGAUGAACCGCCCCCGCGACUCGUCGCCAUCGUCGGCCCUCCGGGCGUAGGCAAGACGACCUUACUUAAAUCUCUGAUCCGCCGAUAUGCGAAAGAAACCAUCUCGGAACCCGUGGGGCCUAUCACGGUCGUCACCUCCAAGAAGCAACGGUUGACCUUCAUCGAGUGUCCGAAUGAGCUAGAGGCGAUGGUUGACAUUGCCAAGGUUGCCGACAUUGUGUUGUUGAUGAUUGAUGGAAAUUACGGCUUCGAGAUGGAGACGAUGGAAUUCCUCAACAUUCUUGCCGCCACUGGCAUGCCGGGCAACGUCCUCGGUAUCCUCACUCACCUCGACCUCUUCAGGAAACCGCAGGCGCUCAAAGACGCCAAGAAGAGGUUAAAACAUAGGUUGUGGACCGAGCUCUAUCAGGGCGCCCAUCUCUUUUAUCUCUCUGGCGUCUUGAACGGUCGCUACCCGGACCGCGAGAUUCACAACCUGUCCCGCUUCCUCUCAGUCAUGAAGAACCCGCGCCCGCUCGUGUGGAGAAAUUCACACCCCUACACCGUCAUCGACAAUUACCGAGACAUCACCCACCCGACCAAGAUCGAGGAGGACGAGAAUUGUGACCGGACCAUUGAAUUGUCAGGCUACUUGCGCGGCACCAAUUUCGCCGCCAAUGGCCAGAGGGUGCACAUUGCUGGCCUGGGGGAUUUCACAAUAUCCAGCAUGGAGGUACUACCUGACCCGUGUCCGACGCCCGCCAUGGAGCAGGCUCUGGCGAAAGCUACCGGCAAAACGGGCAGGAGGCGCCUGGAUGAAAAAGACAAGAAGUUAUGGGCGCCUAUGGCUGACCGGAGUGGCAUGAAAAUCACCGGUGACCACAUUGUCAUCACCCGGGAAAAGGGGUUCACCUUUGACAAGGAUGCCGAGGGCGUCGAGCGGGGUGAGGGCGAGCAGCUCAUCGUCGAUCUUCAAGCUGAGCGGAAGCUUCUUGGCCAGACCGACAAGGGAGUCAAGCUUUUUGCGACUGGGGAGCAGAUUACUGAAGUGCCUGAAGAGGCUGACUCUGGGAGGAAGACCCAACGAAAGGCUCGCUUCGUCGAGCGGGACGACUCUGAUGACGAAGGGGAUGUGCCAGAAGACGAAGGAUUUGUCAGCGGAGACGAGGAGGAAGAGGAAAAGGAGGAGGAAGGGUCCGACGCCGAAGCCGAGUUCGACGAGAACAAGCUCGGGAAGCUCUUUCGAAAACAGGCAGAUAAGGAGGAAGGGGGUGAUAUCGCCUUUGCUGACAGCGACUCAGACCUCGGUUCCUUGUCAGGAGAGGAGGAUCUGGAGGACCUAGACCACGACCUUGACGAGGACCAGGAGGACGAAGAGUUUGACUCGGAUGAGGAAGGUGCAGCGGUCAAGUGGAAAGACAACAUGGUGGAGCGGGCGAAGAUGCUCCAUGGGAAGAGGCGGCCGUACCGAGCAGUGGACCUCGCCAGGUUCAUGUACGAUACGACGUUGACGCCCAAGGAGGCCAUCAAGAAGUGGAGAGGCGAGGAGGACGAGGAGGCGGAGGAGGACAUUGAACAGGAUGAGGAUGACUUCUUUCGCAAGACCGGAAACGACGAAAAGGAGGAGCAGGCAGAAGACCGGACGAUACCCCACUUCGAUUACGAAGACCUAGCCGCCAAGUGGUCGAGCCAAGACGCCGUUGAAGCUCUGAGGACUAGGUUCACCACCGCUAAUCUGCUUGAUGAAGAGGGCGGAGACGGCGGUUCUGGUGACGAUGAAGAGGAAGGCUUCGGGGACGACAAUGACGAGGGUGACGGCGCUUUUGAAGAUCUAGAAACCGGGGAGACACACGGUCCUGAGAAAGAGGAAGAGAAGAAGGACGAGGAGCCCGAAAUGAGCCUUGAGGCAGAGCGAGAGAAAAAUGCGCGCCGAAAAGAGGAGCUUAAGCUUCGGUUCGAAGAAGAGGAUCGCGAGGGCUUCAAGAACGACAGGGCGAUAGCGAGAAGGGAAGCCGGAGACCAGGAGUUUGGCGAGGACGAGUGGUACGAAGCGCAGAAGGCCAUGCUGCAAAAGCAACAAGACAUCAACAAGGCUGAGUUUGAGGAGCUUGACGAGACUCAACGGACCGCGGUCGAAGGCUACCGGGCUGGCAAGUACGCCAAGAUGGUUAUCGGCGGCGUCCCUGCCGAGUUCGUCAAGCACUUCCAGGCGCGGAUGCCUAUUAUUGUGGGCGGCCUGUCGCCUACAGAGGAUCGGUUUGGGUUUGUCCAGGUGAGAAUCAAGAGGCAUCGGUGGCACAAGAAGAUUCUCAAGACGGGCGACCCCUUGAUCUUCUCGCUUGGCUGGCGGAGGUUCCAAACCCUCCCCAUCUACUCCAUUUCGGAUUCCCGAACACGGAAUAGGAUGCUCAAGUACACCCCGGAGCACAUGCACUGUUUCGGCACCUUUUAUGGGCCCCUGAUCGCCCCCAACACGGGGUUUGCCUGCUUUCAGUCCUUCUCAUCGUCUAACCCGGGCUUCCGGAUUGCGGCAACGGGCACGGUAUUGAGUGUUGACGAGUCAACAGAGAUCGUUAAGAAACUCAAGCUUACCGGUACACCGUACAAGAUUUUCAAGAACACGGCUUUCAUCAAGGACAUGUUCAAUUCUGCCCUUGAGAUUGCCAAGUUCGAAGGCGCCGCCAUCAAAACCGUGUCCGGCAUUCGCGGUCAGAUCAAGCGCGCCCUGGCCAAGCCCGACGGCCACUUCCGCGCCACCUUCGAAGACAAGAUCCUGCUGAGCGACAUCGUCUUCCUCCGGGCCUGGUACCCCAUCAAGCCGCACCGCUUCUACAACCCGGCCACCAACCUCAUCGGCUGGCAGAGCAUGCGUUUGACGGGCCAGAUCCGCCGCGACGAGAACAUCGAGACCCCGGUCCAGAAGAACAGCCAGUAUCGCAAGAUCGAGCGGCCGGAGCGCCACUUCAACCCGCUGCGCGUGCCCAAGGCGCUCGCCGCCAGCCUUCCCUUCAAGUCGCAGAUUGUGCAGACCAAGGCGCAGAAGAAGGAGACGUACAUGCAGAAGCGCGCCGUGGUCGUGCGCGGCGAAGAGCGCAAGGCUCGCGACCUCAUGCAGAAGCUCACGACCAUCCGCAAGGAGCAGGUCGCCAAGCGCAGGGCGAAGAAGGAGGAGAAGCGGGAGGAGUAUCGGAAGAAGAUUGCGGAAAUCGAGGAGCGGCUGGAGAGGAAGGAGAAGCGGGAGAAGCAGGCCUAUUGGGAGAGGGAGGGCCGGAAGAGGAAGUCUGGGGAUGUUGGGGGCGGCGGGGGCAAGAGGAGGAAGUGAAGCGGGCAGAUAGAUGUGGCUGGGUUGGUGAGGAUAGCGGCUGCUCUUUUUUUCUGGCGUAACCAUUGUAAAGAAAAUUUGUGAAGGUACCUUUGGCCUUGUCCACCGCCCUUCGUCUGUGUAGGUACUACCCAGUGGUCGAUAUUGUGAAGGUUCUCAAAUGAAACAAGAGGCAUGCAGUAUAACUAAUUCAUACACGACGAGGUGCUGAUUCCACGGACUACCUCAAGUCACAAGUCCUUUGUAACAACUUGCACCUGAGGUCAAGAAGAAGCCGGGCUCGUGUCCUUUCUCUUUUAUUCGUCGCAUUCAAUCAGAAAGACGCAGAUUCGAU
Molecule: messenger RNA, 4204 nt
Organism: Thermothelomyces thermophilus ATCC 42464
Lineage: Eukaryota; Fungi; Ascomycota; Sordariomycetes; Sordariales; Chaetomiaceae
Exons: 6
Coding region: 382-3870 (1162 amino acids)
Biological process (GO): ribosome biogenesis; maturation of SSU-rRNA from tricistronic rRNA transcript (SSU-rRNA, 5.8S rRNA, LSU-rRNA); endonucleolytic cleavage of tricistronic rRNA transcript (SSU-rRNA, 5.8S rRNA, LSU-rRNA)
Cellular component (GO): 90S preribosome; nucleus
Molecular function (GO): U3 snoRNA binding; GTP binding; GTPase activity
Source: RefSeq, a predicted model, not a curated record